Molecule: messenger RNA, 1730 nt
Organism: Penicillium subrubescens
Lineage: Eukaryota; Fungi; Ascomycota; Eurotiomycetes; Eurotiales; Aspergillaceae
Exons: 2
Coding region: 106-1335 (409 amino acids)
Source: RefSeq, a predicted model, not a curated record
CCCACUACUACGUCGAUUGCCCGGGGUCGCGUCUAAUCAUUUAUCUGUCUUUUCUCUCAUUUUUUUCCCCAUUCUUUUAAUCUGUCCUUUUUUCCAUUUUCAAAAAUGGGUAUUCCGAUGUGGCGCGAGCCUUCCGAGGCCGAUACUCUCAAGUCUGCGCUGGAAAAAGACCACACAGCCGCAGCGAGAUCCUCCAUUCGCCGUACAAACGCGACCCGUCGCCCGUCGUCGCACACUACCUCCCGCGCGCGCCGGUUGAUGUCCGCAUUCCAUUCCCAAGUUCUCGACGAGAUUCAACGCGGUGUGGGUGAGCCUCAACUCGGUCUUCGCUCACCUGUGCUGAAUCUGGGUGUCAGUGAGGACGGGUUAGAUUUGGAUACCAGUCGGCGCGAAGCGUUGAGUCGUGGUGCCACGCGUUCAGAAUCGCAACGCAUCAUCGACCUCGUGGACGAACGCCACCGUCAACGCAUGGGCGAGCACCUGGGCGAACGCUCCCGUCGCGAAUUGUCGGAGUACCUGGCUGCUCGCGCUGGCGCUUCAUCGCGCGAUACCGUCCGUCCUCAUUUGACACCAGGCUUUGCUCCGGCAGUGGCCUACCGCACUUCUACUUCUCCCCGUCCACCGACGGAGAGCGUGCAACUGCCUCCUUUUCCCCUUCCUUCCAUGCGCCUUUCUGAGUCCCGCCCUCACAGCAUUCCUCCCCGUACACUACAAGACUAUCGUGCCGGCAACGUGCCAAGCCGGCCAUCCCGUGAUUUCACCAUCGAUGGUCUCGGAGAUCGCCAGCGGAGUCCGAGUCCUGAUGUGGAGCGCGAAAAUGAUGCAUGGGAAACUUUGCUGUCUACUAUCACUCCGGAUGCGAACACACCUUCCAACGACACAACUUGGGCGUCAAUGGUAGCGGCUCAGACUAGACGCUUUAAUGAGUCCAGACGCGACUUAGCUUCGGCGAUGCUUCCACCAGAUAAUUCGCGCGUCAUGCAUCUGAUGCUUGAUCCGUACCCGAGUACCCUUCAUCCCUGUGACUUGUCUUCUUCCGAUGAGGAUGACGAUGAUACCCCUGUUAACUAUCAUCGCUACGUUGUCCCGCCCUCGGUGCGCCCCUCCCCGGGCGUGAAUUCCACCAUGAGCAGCCACCCUCCUAUUCCUACAAUCUCUUUCUCCUUCCCCGAACCGGGCGACCCAGAUCUCCAACAGAUGCAGGCCAUUCUGGACCGACUGGCUCGUCGAGAGGAUAUUCCUGAUGACUGGUGGGCCGGGGCUGGUCUCUCGCGCACCAUUGGCCGUGGGCUGAAUGCCAGUGCCGAGCGCAAUGAAAAUGAAGGCACCGAGUAAAAUCGUCGGUGCUUUUCGAAACAACAUACACUUUUAAUGACGGCGUGUUUAGUUUUUUUUUUCAAAUCUUUCGGCAAUCGGGGCCAUCUAUGGGGCGUUUUCUUCAAUGGGCUAUUUCUGAUCAUCGGCGUUGAGAGGAUAGUGGGAUGUAUGUUCCAGGUCAUCUUGGCUUCAUCUGAACACAUUUAUCCGAGGGUGUCCUUUUCUCUUUACAUGACUCGUGGGGAUGAUUGUUCCAUCAAGGCUGCACUGGUUUGCAGUCUGAACUUUGAUUGUUUGACUGGGCAGGUCACUUAACUCGGACAUGUUCAUCUUUAUGUAUUCAUAUCUGAUCAGAGCUUGAUUUAUCUCAAGUUAUCUCAUCUUUAAUAAAAGUACAUGCUUGCAAUCGGAAC